ACUAUGUCAGGCCAGAAUUUAUUGUUCAUUGCCCUGCUCAGCCUGAUGAUGACAGUGGCCUGGACUUUCCCCAGUCAGUCCUUAAAUGUGUCGUCGGCAAGAAAGCAGCUCAUCAAAGAUUUUGUGGCUAAAGUUCAGGAAUUGAUAAAGAUCUUAAUGCACGAUUUGUUGAAACUUCCGGUCCCGAGAUAGGAUUACUUAUAAAUAAAAGUGUAUUAUUUUCUAAA
Molecule: messenger RNA, 227 nt
Organism: Drosophila teissieri
Lineage: Eukaryota; Metazoa; Arthropoda; Insecta; Diptera; Drosophilidae
Exons: 2
Coding region: 4-192 (62 amino acids)
Source: RefSeq, a predicted model, not a curated record